Hibiscus syriacus is the source of this 1003-nucleotide messenger RNA. RefSeq names its product protein GIGAS CELL1-like. The coding region runs from base 88 to 789 and encodes 233 amino acids. Lineage: Eukaryota; Viridiplantae; Streptophyta; Magnoliopsida; Malvales; Malvaceae. The transcript has 2 exons. Gene Ontology annotation, biological process: negative regulation of ubiquitin protein ligase activity; regulation of nuclear division. Gene Ontology annotation, cellular component: nucleus. The record is from RefSeq and is a predicted model, not a curated record.
CAUUAUUUGUUGAGAGCAAAGCUCUCAUUUCUCUCAAGCUAAUCCAUUCCUCAAUCUCUUAUCUUUCAUAGUUGGAAUCCAUAAGCAAUGGCACAAUCAAGAGAUAGACUCGUUAGAACAGUUGAUAUAGCUCAAGUCUUCUCUCGAACACGAUCUGGGACUUUGGGCAUCUUCUCAGAUGAAUCAAGGGAGCUGUUAGUCUCCCCUGUUCCACAACGUGGUUCAAUGGGUGUCGGUGGAGGGCGCCGCAGGGACAGCAGUUUUGGCACCCCGAGAUCCGGUAUUAGAGAGGGAAGGAGUUUUUACCGAUCUCCGGCCAUGGGAAGAGAGAAUACUCCGCUCAUAGGCCGUGCAAUGGGUCGAGGGACGGGCAGUAUGUUACCGUCUUGGUAUCCAAGAGCUCCUCUCAAUGAUUUUACUGCUGUUCUGAGGGCCAUUGAAAGGAGGAGAGCUCAUACAGGAGGAAGAGAAGGCGUGGCAAUUGAGACCCCAAUAAUACCUGAGGAUGUUAAUUCAAACGUAUCAUCAGGUUUCUCAACUCCAGCUUCAACAGCCAGAUUGAAGAAGCCAUGCUCUCCAUCAGUCCAUAAUGUGUCAAAUAUUUUGCUUAGUGUCACAAACAUGGAUACUGAGGAAUCAGAGCUUCUUACACCUCAAAAGAAACUCUUGAACUCCAUUGACACUGUAGGCAAAGCUGUCAUGGAGGAACUACAGAAAUUGAAGAGGACCCCCGGUGCCAAGAAAGCAGAAAGGCAAAACAAAGUCCGCACAUUGAUGUCAAUCCGCUGAUCUCUACCGCAUUGUGACAUUGGAAAGAUAGAAUCAGUGAGAAUAACUACAAGGCUAGAGAUUUGCAAACCACCUUGCAGUGGACCGGCUAAGGCUGGCUGGCUGGCUUAUCAUCCUCUGAUGAUAUGUUUACACUCUUCAAACAUAGUCUAUUACCAGAUAGCAUAGACGAUUUCAAUCUUUCAUUUUCUUUAAUGGGUUGCCUUUGCUAGAU